Rotaria sp. Silwood1 is the source of this 990-nucleotide messenger RNA. The record is from the annotation of a GenBank genome assembly. Lineage: Eukaryota; Metazoa; Rotifera; Eurotatoria; Philodinida; Philodinidae.
AUGCUUCGAAUCAAGCAAGAUUCUUCUUUUUCUACACAACAACCAGAACAACAAUAUAUGCCAUUAAAAAAACUGAGUGUUGAAGCCUACAUUAAAUCAUUUGCGGCUGAUGUGACGAUGAAACAAAUUUUUCGUACCGAUGAGAUGAAACCAAUCGAAGCAGAAGCACUACAAGAAUAUAGCGAUGCUCUUCAACAAGGUCUUGGCGCAUAUUUACUUGAACAAGAUGAAAAAUCUCAAAAUAAUUUUAUUAUCAGUGUUGGUGCACUACGAGCUGGUAAAGAAUGUCACAUUAUGAUAUCGUAUGUUUCUGAAUUGGAUCUGGUUCAAAAUGGAAGCCGAAUUCGAUUUGUUGUUCCAACGGCUAUUGCACCUCGAUACAAUCGGGACAAAUGCGAAAUAAGUUCACCAGCUGGUACUACGUCCAAAUACGUUCAAACACCUCCAUACACAAUUGAAUUUAGCUGUCAGAUAGAGAAAAGCAACAUAUCUCGAGUGAGUUCGACAUCCCAUCCAAUUCAGAUUGAUUUUAAUCAAGAGAAUGUCGAUGUCAUCAAAUUCGCACAACAAAAUACCCAUCUAGAUCGAGGUAUCUUACUUCAUAUUGAUUUAGCUAACAACCGUUCGAAUAUGAUUAUUACGAUAGAAUCAGGCGCUGCCAUGACUCCAUUUACACCAACUGAAGAAGAUUGUCAACAUGCAAUGAACAAUGGAGAGACGACAAAUGAAUUUAUGUUUGUUAUCGAUUGUAGUGGAUCAAUGGAAGGUGAAAACAAGAUUGGAUUGGCAUGUGAAGCUGUGUUACUUUUUCUCAAGAGUCUUCCAGUCAAUUGUCAUUUUAAUAUUAUUCGAUUCGGAUCAAAUCAUGAGGCAUUGUUCAAAGACACUACUGCUGUUUACAAUGAACAAAAUGCUAAAAAAGCUGAACAACUCAUCAAUCAGUUGCAAGCUAAUUUAUGUGGGUGUGGGUGUGAGUGGGUGUGGCUGUGG